Peromyscus californicus insignis is the source of this 2088-nucleotide messenger RNA. RefSeq names its product endogenous retrovirus group K member 10 Gag polyprotein-like. The coding region runs from base 59 to 1279 and encodes 406 amino acids. Lineage: Eukaryota; Metazoa; Chordata; Mammalia; Rodentia; Cricetidae. The record is from RefSeq and is a predicted model, not a curated record. The transcript has 2 exons. Gene Ontology annotation, molecular function: zinc ion binding; nucleic acid binding. Gene Ontology annotation, biological process: viral process.
GCUGUAGAGGUGCACUCCACCCCGUCCUGGGACGCAGGACUCUUCCAGAAGAAAACAUAUGCCAGGGAGUGUGUGGGCCACAGGGCACAGUGAGCUGGUUUGGGAAUUUACUGGAGAGGGGUGGAAUUACUCACCUGGGGAGGCGUCUUUUAGAAUGGAAAAGCCACCUGUAAUUGCCAUAGCACAGAGAUCCUCUGAGGCAAUGCGAACCCUCUCUGUCAAAGCUACAUCUCCUCUUCAAGCUAGCCUCUGGGAAGCUGCUAGUAAGGGGGAAGAAAUUCAAGGCUUUCAAAUGUUCCCUGUCCUGGAAGAGCAGGACCGCCAGGGUAAUAUUGUAAGAGUGCAUGUUCCCAUUCCUUUCAAACAGCUUAAGGAGUUAAAAACAGCAUGUAGUCAAUAUGGCCCGACUGCUCCUUUCACAACAGCAUUGUUAGAAAGCCUGGCUUUAGAAGUUUUCCCCCCGAGUGAUUGGAAACAAAUGGCUCGAGCAUGUCUAUCUGGAGGUGACUAUCUGCUGUGGAAAAGUGAGUUCGUGGAACAGUGUCAGGCCACAGCUGAAAUAAGUCGGGCACAACAGAUUCCUAUCACCUUUGAUAUGCUCGCUGGGGAAGGCCCUUAUCGAGAGACAGGUCAACAGUUAAACUUUGAUAUAGCAGUGUAUGCUCAGGUUCAGGCCGCUGCCAAAAGGGCUUGGAAUACGCUUCCAUCAUCAGGAAGACAAACUGAGGAUCUGUCCAAGAUAAGGCAAGGGCCUGAUGAGUUAUUUCAAGAUUUUGUUUCCAGAUUAAUGCAAACGGCUAGCAGAUUGAUUAGUGAUUCAGAAGCUGGACUUUUACUUGUAAAACAACUUGCAUAUGAAAACGCCAAUGCAGCAUGUCAGGCCACGAUACGCCCUUUUAGAAAAAAGGGAAACAUUUCUGACUAUAUCCGACUUUGUUCUGAUAUAGGACCAUCAUACAAUCAAGGGAUAGUCAUGGCCGCAGCAUUACAAGGAAAAACGGUUAGGGAUGUUCUAUACCAGCAAAGACACCCUAAUUCCAGACAAGGGAAAGAUACUGGACCUUCUGGAAGUUGUUUUGGGUGUGGACAGAUGGGACAUUAUAUUAGAAGUUGCCCUAGCAAGAGAAGGGGCUUCGGAUCAAAUAGAGAGCCUGGGUUAUGCCCAAGAUGUAGGAGAGGGAAACACCAGGCUAGUGAAUGCACAUCAAGGGCAAACACCCAGAAGAGUCCGUUUCAGGGAAAUGGACGGAGGGGCCCGCCCCAGGCCCCGACAAAAUAGACUUUGGGGUAAUUCAGCAGUCAAUCCUCCGGCAAAGAAAUAUAUUCAAGACCUCUAUAGGGCAACACCAGGUAGUGCUGGAUUAGACCUCAGUUCUUCCAUCUAUACAGUUUUGACCCCUGAAAUGGGAAUGCAAGCCCUCCCUACAGGUGUUUAUGGACCUUUGCCACAGGGCUCUGUGGGGUUAUUGUUGGGCAGAAGUAGUACUACCAUGCAGGGAAUUCUAGUUGCCCUUGGAGUGAUUGAUGCUGACUAUAUGGGAGAAAUAAAGGUGAUGACUCAUUCACCCACAAGAAUUUCAGUAAUAAAGAUCGGUCAGAGACUUGCACAGUUAAUCUUACUUCCUCAAAUACAAACAAAAAAUCCAAUUAAAAGAGAUGAGAGAGGAGAGGCUGGAUUCGGUUCGUCAGAUGCCUAUUGGUUACAAGCCAUAGGACCACAACGCCCAGAACUUACAUUAGUCAUAAAUGGGAAAAAUUUCUCGGGUCUUUUAGAUACAGGCGCAGAUUUAUCUGUUAUAUCUGCUAGUCAAUGGCCUGCUAUGUGGCCCAAAAUGGAGACUAUUACACAGCUGCAAGGGAUUGGUCAAACUCAGUGUCCCGAGCAGAGCAGCAAUGAGCUCUCCUGGAGAGAUGAGGAGGGUCAUGAAGGGACUUUUCGGCCAUACAUUGUCCCUCACUUGCUGGUAAAUUUGUGGGGUCGAGAUGUUAUGAGCCGUAUGGGAGUAUACUUAUAUAGUCCCAAUACAACUAUCUAUGAACAAGAAGUUCCUGAUCAAAAGUUAAUGGAAAUGUCUGCCGGGCGGUGGU